AUGGGGUGUCACGCGUCACGCUCUUUCUGCUCGAGUGACCCCGAUGCUGCGGCUGGGACGGCUGCUACCGCGCGGCCGUUCACGUACACCGGGGUACCACUGGAUGCGCUGGUCGCCUACGAGCGUGCGGCGCUGCACUUGUCGCACGAUCUUGACCAUCUGAGACACAGCAACGCCAUGGCGACAGCGGCAGCUCUGGCACGCGCGUCUGCCUCCAAACCGACGAGUGGAAACUGUCCGAGGCCUGCGCCCCAGCCACCACAACGUCCUCUGCUUCACGCCAGUGUAGACGCGCAAAGGUAUUUGCAGUGGCAACAUGAACAGCAGCAACACCACCGCCACACCGAUAAAGACAGUGAGGUGGUGGCGGUAGAGGCUGUCUACCAAGCUGGAGUGCCGGUGCUGCUGCAGGAACUGGCCUGGGAGUGGGCCAGCAGCGCAGCGCGAGAGUGUCACGGUCACGCUAGCGACGCCGGCAGACAGCCUGUGCUGAGAGCGAAGCAGAUGGUGGUGUGGCGCGCCCGCACCGCAGAGCUGCUGCACAAAUAUGUGACCUCGCGGCGGUACGAGAAGGCGCUGCGGCACGCGAGGAAGGCGGCACAGACGAGCGCGAGACCUCGCGCCCCAGCAGCAGCAGCAGCAGCGCCACAGUACGGCGGGAUCAGCAAUGACAGUGGGCACUAUGUGCCUCAGCCGUGUGUGUUUCGCGAGUUGUUUAAGUCAUACGCGGUGCUGGCUCACUCGCUGACCACAUCGCCCAGAGUCACCGCCACCGCUUCGGCACGCUCCUCUCAUGCACCCAAAUCCACAAGCACCGUGACGCCAUCGAUGUGGUGCGCAGUGCUGUGUUGGUUCGUGCGUGCGCUUCCGGAGCCACUGAUGCCGCUCUUGUGCAGUCGUCGUCUCGAGCCCCUCGCUGGCGCACCUCCGAGAAGCCCUGUUGCCGCAAAGGCCUCUACGCCAACCACGCAGACAACAUACACAGCGGCCUGCCGAGUCGUGGAGGAGUCCUUCGCAUCGACUGACGUGGUCGCAUACACAACAUUUUGCUACGUCCUCCACCUCGUCCAGGAGCACCGCACCGAGUUGACCGGGGAAGAGGUGGAGGCUGUGGCGCAAGCGGUCGUGCGAGAGCCGAGCCUUGCCCAGACGACACGCGAGGUCGCUCGUGCGUGCAAGCCUGACAUGCACAUCUUUGGGCCUCCGCGGACGUCAGUGGGUACAUCAUCAAGAGUUACUGCUGCUGCCAUGGCGCGUGAGAAAGGACCUGGCGAGACUGGCAGAGGUCGCAGUAGCCUCACCGCAGACACCUCACCCUCAACACUGGUGCCGACGUUCCUUCAAGUUUCAGCCUGUGCAGCGGCGCUGGAAAAGUCGAAGACACCAGCUGGCGGGACUGCCAAGGAGGUCAUGGCCAGUGGCGAGCGUAGUGACGCCAUGGCAUCCUCCAGCGAUGUCGGUGACCGGAGUGAACCGGAAGGAGUUGCUGCCGGUGUGGAAGCAACGGAGGUGCAAGGUCAACUCGCGGAACCAAAGGCGGCUAUACAUGCCUCCGCACCAGUUGCUGUCAAAGCAGCCACUCCAUCGACGACACCUGCUGUUGCGAGUGGUGAAAUGCGGCGACAGACCACGUCGUCCUCAAGCACCACUGUCAGCGAGGAAGACGGCAGCGUGAGUAAGCGCUGUCCUGAGGCCGUGGCGGCUCACGCUAUCCCGGCUGCUGCCCAGCCGACGGGAAUCAUACGCCACGCUUCACCUGUCCCACAGAAAGGCUCUUUAGCGGCUGCAGUCACGACAGAGUCUCAUCCGCAGCCACACCUCAAGGAGCGCCUCAUUACCUCCAGCGAGGAGCCUUUAUUGAGGGGGACGUCUCUCAUCUGUGAGAGCAAAACCCCCCUGGUGUCUGAGCACUGUCACCACGUCGCUCAGCGUAGCGUCAAGCGACGGGCGACCCUUUCAGAGGACGAGGACAUGCAAGUCCAAAGUGUGCUGGCGAGCCGCCCGGAGCUCACUGCUUUCACCGUAAGCAAGCUCAACUCUGAUUUGUGCCCCUCUGUGCUCGAAGACCCGGGGGCUGUAGAGGCGGAAGCCGAGGAUCUGCGUCGCGCAUUGCAGCCGUUCAGCGAACCUCCGUUGACGGCGAUAACCAACGCUCGCAACGACGAGGACGGCGGUGGCGGCCCCCAUCCGCGCCCUCCAAAGGGAGAGAGCGGCUCUCCACAAAACCCUGAUAUCGACUGUGCCACUACGUCCUUGGCGCCAGUGCCGCUGCCGUCACUCCCACAUCACAUUACGCAGACCUCCACCUCCCCGCGCGAUGAGCAGCGCCACCAAAUGCCUGAAUUCGGUGGCGCUGCAACGCCCACCCCUGCGACAGCCCUGCUGUUUCUGCCCUGGGCGCAAGGGUCUGCUGCGCCACUGCCGGCAUCGGCCUUCCGUGCUCAGGCAGAGCAGCCACUUCUUACCGCGCUCAUGAUCGCCAAGCAGCGCUUCCUCGCGGCGCUGAGGGUAACUCCUAAGAAAGAGAGCACCGCAGGCAGCGAAGACUGUUCGAGCAGCGUCGUCGAUCAUCGCCUUGAACGCGUGAUGGCUUGUGCGCGCGAAAUGGGCUGGGCGUCGUCCGAGGGACUCAUCGAGUCGCUCAGGUCGGCGCACGGGCAUCUGCACGACAAGACUGCGACCGUUCCUGGAACAGAGGCAGCAGCGCUGUCGUCGGCACGGGCGUCUGCGUUGACGCCGAAUGCACUCGGCUCUUCCGGUGAUCGAUGUGAUCCCUCAGACCUGCCGCAGUCGCUCGCGGAGGCACCACACCAGGCACAAAAGUUCGCAGCCGUCUGCGUCCCCAUCUCUGGACUCAUGGGGUCAUCCGACGUCUUUUCCAGCGUCGACGCCUCCAUGGCCGAGAAUCGUGUUGGGUACGGCCGAGAGAGCCAGCAGCCUCACGGGCCCCACCAAGUGGCUGUUGUAGAGAACACCUUUCUUUCCACUCAAACGGAGUCCGCCGACUCCGCGGUGCGUGUCGAGACGACGCGCGAAUUCUGCAGCAGUGGUGCGGCGCGCACUAACCUUCAGAACAGGCCGCUACCAUCGCCAUCAGCGACUGAGGACGUCCGCAGGUGCUCCAACCUCACCACCCCUCUCACAAUGAUGACUAUGUCCGCCAGCGCCACCGCCGACGCUGCGGUUGCGGCUGCCCAGCCUUUGAGCGGGGUGGAGCAGGAGCUGAAGAAGCUGCGCUGUCUGGUGCACACGCUUGAAUCUCAGCAGUUUGUUCAGUCCCAGCAGUCCUCUGCACAAACAUCUGAGUUGCGGGCGAGAUGUGCAGAGCUUCAGCAUCAGCAGCUCGAACAGGCGAAACAUCUGCGCCUCGCUCGUGCACGACUGCUGGAAGUUGGGAAGGAGCUGGAUAACUUGCGCGAUGCGAAGACGCACCUUCAAAUGCAGCUGGCAGCGUCCAGAGAAGAGGGAACGCGAUUGCGUGACGCACUUCUGAUGGAUGAAGCACGCACGUGA
Messenger RNA from Leishmania braziliensis MHOM/BR/75/M2904, 3513 nucleotides. RefSeq lists its product as hypothetical. Lineage: Eukaryota; Euglenozoa; Kinetoplastea; Trypanosomatida; Trypanosomatidae. The transcript has a single exon. The record is from RefSeq and is a predicted model, not a curated record. The coding region runs from base 1 to 3513 and encodes 1170 amino acids.